AUGUCUCUUGAUCCAUCUAAACUUCAAGAUCCUCUAAUGCCAUCCUAUACUUUUACUAUUUACCAUAGUGGUAUAUUUGAAAAAUCAAAAUUCAAGGACUACGAUUCAUUGCUUAUAAAUAUGCUUGAUCGAUCAGAGGUUAGAGCAAGCUAUUUAGCUUCAAUAUUUGAAGACGAUAGAGACGUUAAAAAGGGAGAAAACACAACCCUAGCGCGGGAACAAGGUGCACGAGGAGGCAAAAUCCGCAAAAAGGUUCCAAAAACAACGAGUACACACUUUGAAGGUGGACCGUAUGUCGCAUCUUUUUUGCUAGGCAGUAACCAAGUAAAAAAUUUAGUGCAAAUAGAUACCGGUAGUGAUUUACUUUGGUGGCAAUGUGGACCAUGUGAGGAAAAUAAGUGUUACAAGCAAGGUAGUCCUUUAUAUGACUCCACAAAAUCGAAAACAUUUCAAAAAAUCGAUUGCGUAAAUAGUUCAAGAUGUUUUGAUGAUUUGGACACAACUUAUACAUGUAAUAUUUCUAAUCAUGAGUGUAAGUACAACAUAAGAUUUGCAAGUGGACAAGUGUCAAAUGGUUUUAUGGCAGACGAUGUGAUUACUUUUGUUUAA
Messenger RNA from Capsicum annuum, 609 nucleotides. RefSeq names its product protein ASPARTIC PROTEASE IN GUARD CELL 1-like. The record is from RefSeq and is a predicted model, not a curated record. NCBI's taxonomy places the organism in Eukaryota, Viridiplantae, Streptophyta, Magnoliopsida, Solanales, Solanaceae. The transcript has a single exon. Gene Ontology annotation, molecular function: aspartic-type endopeptidase activity. Bases 1 to 609 code for a protein of 202 amino acids. Gene Ontology annotation, biological process: proteolysis.